Bursaphelenchus okinawaensis is the source of this 2196-nucleotide messenger RNA. NCBI's taxonomy places the organism in Eukaryota, Metazoa, Nematoda, Chromadorea, Rhabditida, Aphelenchoididae. The record is from the annotation of a GenBank genome assembly.
AUGUUUUUCCAUUCACAGAAGACCGAGUUGGAAGAGAAGCACGCCAGCUACACCGUGCGCAAGCUUUUUGGCACUCAAAUGUAGGUUUUUGGAGCUUUGUCUAUAUCUAUUUUAUAAUGUAAAAGCUGUAUUUGAUUCUCAAGUAUCUUUUUCAUAAAGUUAUCAAGCUUUUUCCUCCAUCCUUUUAUUAAAAAUUUUCAAAAACGGUAUUGUUAUAGGUUGGCAAAACUCCGAUCUCGUUUAUCCGAUCUCCCGACGAAAAGAUCUCGACUUAGUAUAUCUCCAAAGACUUCUAUUACAAAGCCCCAACCUUUGGGCAUUCAAAACCUUCCCAGUGAGAUGUUAGAGAACGUUCUCUGUCAUCUAGACAAGAAAUCCAUCUUGAACGCUCGUCAAACUUGUUGUAGAUGGGCCGGAUUGGUGGAAAAGCGUCAAAUCCGAUCUCAAUUGCCGGUUGUUAAUGUAAGUAACAUUUCAUAUUACUUUUUCUUGGUUUUAGAAAGCUUUUAUGAACUAGAUCUCUCAGGAAUAACUUUAUAUUAACAUCUAAACAUCAAGGUAUAACAAGUUCUUGGUGUUUAAUCAAAAAUCGAUUAAGAACAAGUAAAAUGAACUGAUCUUUGAAUCGAAAAGCGUUGAUAACGAUGUUACGGAGCUUAACUAUCUUUUGUUAUCAAAAGAAAACAAAGUUAAAGUCGGGUUUACAGUAAAACGUUAACUUCUCUUACCUGAUGUCUAGUGUAAUAUAAAUAUGGUUAAAGAUGGUUUUUAAUUGAUGGGUUUGAUAGUGGCGGGUUAUGGCGAACAUGUUUGUGGUUUUGACUAACUUUUGUUGUUGGUUUGAGAUAAGAAAUCGUAAAAAUUGGUUGUGAAACACAGACAUUAACAUUGACCGUCGAGGGGUUUGGAUGGUCAAUAUAAAAUUGAUUACAACCUGGGAAUAAUAGCUGUUUUAGAUCGUUAUUAUAGGUUCAGUAGAUGGAUUAGACUUUGUUUUAAUUUAAAAAGGAAAAAUUUAGGUAGUUUUAUAUUGUUCUAGAUAUAAAUUUACACAGUUUAGGUAUCAGGUCUCCAAUACUAAUUUUUCCAAAUUUUAGGUAUCUCGGUUAACCAUCACUUAUGUAAAGGAUUCUGCACAAUACAAGCUGGCCUGGUGCCAAUAUGCCGGUGGAAACGAUGAACCCGCUAUCCGAGAGUUGUACAUAAACAAAGAUGAUAUUAACCAAGACACUUCCUUUGAAUUUGCCUUUGAUCAACUCAACUUCCAACGUCUUAUCAUGGAGAACUUCCCCAAAGGCGCUCUCACAGACAGAUUUGUUCGUUUCUUAUGCACACAAUUCGAAAAAUGCAGAAAGUUCGAACCAAUACAGCUGACAUUGAAGAACGUUGAUCUAGGAAAGUUGUCAUCUGAUGUUAUGAAGCGUCUAUUGACCACAUGUUCGGCCAAAUUGGAAGUUUUGGAGUUCUACGGUAUUGACAAUGUUGCUCCAGACCUAAUCACAGACGAACACGUAUUGUUGUUGGGCAGUAGUAAGGUCAGAAGGUUGAGUAUUCAGUUCAAGGAUGGUGAAGAUAAUGCGGAACACGAUGAAAUCCAGCUGACUGAUACCAGUUUGGAAACUUUUGUCGAACGUGGCAUCUUCCCGGCUUUUACCAUCAGUCGGUGCAUGGUUACGGUGCCAGCGGUCUGCUCUUAUGUUAAUGUAAGUUUGGUUUUUGUUUUUUGAGUAGAAGGUUGAGAUGGGAGGGUUAAAACGAUCAUAAAUGAGCUUAAAAUCUAAUUUAUAAUCGUAAAACUGCAUUUUUUGUCGAUUUUGAAAAAGUUCAAAAAAUGUGUCAUCAUGACAUUUUUUCAAAAAAUGUGUCAUUAUGACAAUUUUAGUUUAAAAAAUGAUUCUGCUGAUCAUAUAUGAUAUUAAUUUCCAUUUUUUACAGGAAUGGCUUAAUAAAGCGGCCCAAACCGAGGACCUCAAGUCCCACUCAUUAACCCUAUCCGAGUGCCCAAACAUGUCCGAAGACGAAUUUGAAGCCGAAUGCCGUCGCCAAGGCCUCAACGUUCGUAAGCAUGUGACCGAAAACACCAACAAAUUCCCGAACGAAUCACAACACGAAGGCAGUCUGUGCACCUUCACCGUGACUUCACAAUACGACCAACAAACCUUCAAUAUUAACCUUUUCACCGUCAAAAGCGAGUAA